CAGUUCAAGUAUAUAUUACUUGAGGGAAAUUCUAAUUUUAGAGGUUGUUUGAAGCUGAAGUAGUGAAGAGCAGAAAGGACAUUGCGCGUCCAAAAAGCGAGUGAGGAACAGCGGAAUUCCACCCAAUCUCUUUUCUUUUGGAUCUAACAUUCCACCCAAUCUCAAUUUAAAGCUUCAUCCUCACCAACGAUCUUCUCAAACCCUAAAAACAACCCCAAAGUCACUAAAUUUUCGUAAUCAGUGGAGGAGGAGCAUUCCUCUUUUCCAUCACGCGUCUCCACUGCGUAUGUGAGCUGUUACAUGCCAAUACAUAGACGUGAGAGACAAAAUGCAAGCCGCAGUGAUUCCCUGGUGGUGACAGAUGUGGGCCAACCCAGGGUUAUUCGCUAAACAUCCACGCGCAUUAAUUUACGGAGGGGGGAGCGUGAGGCUUUUGUGUUUCUAGUUUUACCCACCCAAAAACAAUUUCUUAUUAAGUAUAUCAUCUCUCUAACACUCGCUAAAACGCCUUCUUUCCCCUUCCCGGCCCCUCCCUUGGUUUUAUGCUUCUCCAUUUCGAAUCCCUUUUAAGCUCCCACAGCCCUAAUCUCUUUAUUUCCUUUUUGUUUUUCUGCACUUAUUUGAAUUGGUAAUCGUUUCAUUAAAUUGGGUUAUCUAUGAGAGCACCAAACAUGGCAACGAUCACAGAAUCAUUGGAGAGGUCCUUACAGAACUUUUCUUUGAACCAUGAAAGAAGCAACGAAGGUGGGGCUGAAGAAGGGAUAAUAGGGAGGUCUUCCACAUCAGGUGACAACAACAACCUUCCAAACACCGUUUCUGACACUAGCUUGGAGCUCAACUCUCAUCUCUCUCUUCCUUACCAUUGGGAACAAUGCCUUGAUCUCAAGACAGGGGAGAUUUACUACAUAAACUGGAGGAACGGGAUGAAAGCAAGUGUGGAUCCAAGGACAGCAGCUGAGUAUAGUGGAGAUUAUUACUCGGAAGAGGAAGAAGAAGAAGAAGAAAACGAUGAUAGUUUGUAUGACAGUGAAGAACUAUCAUCGGAGUCAUCACCUUCUUCUUCAAGAGAGAGAGGGCAUUAUAAUAACAACAGCAGCAGCAGCAACCACCAAGGAGUAGAGAAAGAGAAAGAGAAAGAUAAUGUUUUGGUUGUAGCUGGUUGCAAGAGCUGUCUUAUGUAUUUCAUGGUCCCCAAGCAAGUUGAAGAUUGCCCUAAAUGUAACGAGCAACUUCUUCACUUGGAUCGAUCCCAAACUGGCUUUCCAUAAACCCACAUUUGUCUUUUCUUCUUUAGUAUGGUUGGUUUGGGGGUUAAAAGGAGGAGUUUUAGACAAAUGGAUUAGUGGUUCAAGCUGUGAUUCUUCUUCCACUUCUUUUCCAGGCAUGGUGUUUGGGGUUUGUUUUGAAGUCGCAGCCAGAGACGAGUCUACCCGUACCGUGCUGUGCUGUGCUGGUGACUGUGUCAAUGGUUAAACAAUGAAUAAUAUUAUUUGCAAUGACUGCGACAUCUGGCUUUCCUUUUAUUUGUAUUUUUGUUUUAGUUUCCCUAGACAUUCUUUAUUUUAGACAUCCUCUCUCUCUCUCUCUCUCUCUCUCUCUCUCCACCUGCUGUUGCCCAAACUAAUUUUUCUGUAUUAGUUUUAUGACAGAUGUGCAUUAUUCUUUCUUUCAGUUUCUCCUCCAAUCCUAUCCACGUUAGGAAUGUCGGUUUUCAAAGUUAUUUCUAUCAUAGUAUUGUAAGCAUUAAUUAAUCAGCUGCUUAAGCCCCUUGCUUCUAUAUCUUUUGCUACUAUUUCCCAUAUUUGGGAGGAAAUAAAUGUUUCAGACCAAAAAGAUAAUGGGGAGCAAA
This is a messenger RNA of Gossypium arboreum, 1849 nucleotides long. Its product is annotated as protein CURLY FLAG LEAF 1. The transcript is spliced from 2 exons. Bases 657 to 1268 code for a protein of 203 amino acids. Gene Ontology annotation, molecular function: protein binding. The record is from RefSeq and is a predicted model, not a curated record. NCBI's taxonomy places the organism in Eukaryota, Viridiplantae, Streptophyta, Magnoliopsida, Malvales, Malvaceae.